This is a messenger RNA of Papaver somniferum (opium poppy), 1220 nucleotides long. Its product is annotated as vacuolar iron transporter homolog 2-like. Gene Ontology annotation, biological process: intracellular manganese ion homeostasis. The transcript has a single exon. Gene Ontology annotation, cellular component: membrane. The record is from RefSeq and is a predicted model, not a curated record. Gene Ontology annotation, molecular function: iron ion transmembrane transporter activity; manganese ion transmembrane transporter activity. Lineage: Eukaryota; Viridiplantae; Streptophyta; Magnoliopsida; Ranunculales; Papaveraceae. The coding region runs from base 47 to 910 and encodes 287 amino acids.
AUCAAGCUCCCAUCUUCCACAAAAAAUUUCCCAAACUUUCAAACUAAUGGCUUCGGAUACCCAAGGUACAAGUAAUGAAAAGAAGAUUCUAGUGGUCGAUGAUGAUAAUGGACAAAAAUCAACCAAUCAUGUUCAACGAGGACAGUGGCUUCGAGCUGCAAUUCUUGGCGCAAAUGAUGGAUUACUGUCCACCACUUCACUCAUGCUCGGAAUUGGUGCGGUAAAGGAGGAUCGAUUGUCCGUAAUUCUCUCUGGACUUGCUGGUGCUGUUGCAGGAGCUUGCAGUAUGGCUGUUGGGGAAUUUGCAUCUGUUUCAACUCAAAGAGAUAUUGAAGAAAUGGGUAGAACUCUGAAUUUUCAAACUAAGUUAUCAAAUCAGGAUCAAGAAUCACAAGAGAAUGUUAGUCGUACUAAUUUGGAUGUUUCACCUAAUAUCAUUCUUGGUGGAAGAAAGAGGGUAAUAGCUGGACUCAGUGAAAUGGCUGCAGUUUCACCAUUGACUUUGACAUAUGGGGGGAGCUUACAAUCUUUCUCACCAGGGAAAUCUUCGUUGACUAGGGUAAUUUCAGAGGAUGGCAUUGUAAAAUUGAAGAAAAAUGAUGAGAUCAUUGUGGCACUACCAAAUCCAGCACUAGCUGCCUCAGCAUCAGCUUUGGCUUUCUUAUUUGGUUCAUUUUUUCCACUGGCAACAGCUUUGCUAAUUAAGGAGGCCAAAGCGCGAACCAUUUUGAUUCCUAUUGUUACAUCAAUAGCUCUAGCACUAUUUGGGAGGAUAGGGGCUCGUCUUGGUGGAUCGUCAGUCAGCAUUUCUGCUUUCAGAGUUGUUGUUGGAGGGUGGAUAGCCAUGGGUAUAAGUUAUGGAAUACUAAAACCUUUCCAUGUUGAAGAUCAAGAAACAGAUUCAACUUAGCACUGCUAUGAGCAAGAGUGUAUUUCAUUGAAGAAAAACAAGUUACUGAUGUGUUCAAUCAUGCUUGUUUUCUAGAUCAUACUAUAGGGAAUGAAAAACUUUGAUCUUACCUCACAAAGUUUAUAGUCCUUGCAGAAACGGAGGGAGAAUACAUUUAGUGUUGGAACCGUCAUCUUAUCAUGUACUAUAAGUAUCGUCCUAGUGUUUAACCUAUUCUGCUACUUUCGAACUAGUUCUCAAUUUUACACCUUGGCCAUGAUAAUGUUCUUAGUGUGUACAAGUAUUAGGGGAAGUUAUUUUUUAUGAUCUG